Linum tenue is the source of this 1464-nucleotide messenger RNA. Lineage: Eukaryota; Viridiplantae; Streptophyta; Magnoliopsida; Malpighiales; Linaceae. The record is from the annotation of a GenBank genome assembly.
AUGGGUCCUGGAUCGGCGUUGACCACGGCAAAGCCGACUCCGAUUCCGACCCAGGAAGAAGACCCAUCUCAUCCAUCCACAUCUCUUCUCACUUUCAGCACAGAAGUUCCCUCAUCUCCGCCGCACAAACCCACCGCCACCGCCAUCUUCAUCGCUCUCCUCCUCGUCACCUGUGCCGCCCUCUCCGCCGCAUCCGCCUUCGCCUUCCUCUUCCUGUCCCCCGGUAAAUCGGCUCAUCGUCCCUCGAUCAAAGACGGUCAAGCGGCGCGGUCGCUGAAGAAAUUGGAUCACCCAGUCGUCCUGUUGAUCUCCGCCGACGGGUUCCGGUUCGGGUACCAGUACAAGGCUCCGACGCCCAACAUCCGCCGUUUGAUCGCCAACGGGACGGAGGCUGAGACGGGUCUGAUUCCGGUAUUCCCUACUCUCACUUUCCCUAAUCAUUACUCCAUUGUCACUGGCCUCUACCCUGCUUACCAUGGAAUCAUCAACAACAAUUUUGUCGACCCGAGAAGUGGAGCCGUCUUCAAUAUGGGCAGCCACGACCCUAAAUGGUGGCUCGGCGAACCAAUGUGGGAGACUCUGGCUAAUCAGGGUUUGAGAGCUGCUACUUACUUUUGGCCUGGCUCUGAAGUGAUUAAGGGCUCUUGGGAUUGCCCCAAGGGCUUCUGUAUGCCCUACAAUGGAUCAGUUCCAUUUGAGGAUAGAGUUGAUACCGCCUUGAGCUACUUUGAUUUGCCCAGCAGUGAGAUUCCAGAGUUUCUGACUCUGUACUUUGAGGACCCUGAUCAUCAAGGUCACUUGGUCGGUCCCGAUGAUCUCCAGGUUACUGAAGCUGUUACUCACAUUGAUGGCUUAAUUGGGAGGUUGAUUGGUGGGUUGGAGAAGAGAGGGGUUUUUGAAGAUGUUACCAUAAUCAUGGUGGGCGAUCAUGGCAUGGUUGGUAACUGUGAUAAAAAGCUGAUCUUUCUCGAGGAUUUAGCUGAAUGGGUCAAGAUUCCUGCAGAAUGGGUGUCUGAUUAUACUCCGGCUCUUUCGAUUCGCCCUUCCAAGGAUGUUGAUCCGACAGAAGUUGUUGCAAAGAUGAAUGAAGGGUUGCGGUCGGGGAAAGUUAAGAAUGGGAAGAACUUGAAGAUGUAUCUCAAGGAAGAUCUUCCUCGCAGGCUGCAUUACUCCGACAGCGAGAGGAUUCCACCGAUCAUAGGGAUGCUCGACGAGGGUUUUAAGGUGGAGCCGAAGAGAACAGCAGCACAGGAGUGUGGUGGAUCCCAUGGUUAUGACAAUGCGUUCUUCUCCAUGAGGACCAUCUUCAUUGCUCAUGGCCCUCGGUUUGGGAGGGGAGUGAAGGUGCCAUCUUUUGAGAAUGUUCAGAUAUAUAAUGUGAUCGCCUCGAUCCUGAAUGUCCCCGGUGCCCCGAAUAAUGGGUCUUGGUCAUUUCCUCGCUCUAUUCUUUUGCCUGAGGCUUAG